AUGCAGGACCACGUGUCGGCCUACAUGCACCGGAGCGGCGACCAGCAAGGGGCGCCGUCGUCCUGCGACCUCGCCGCCGUCGACGACGUCCCGGCCAACGGGCACAAGCCCGGCAAGGCCGUCACCGCCUCCGUCUACCGCGCCAAGAUCGCGGGCCACUCGCGGGUCGUCACCGUGUCCUGGUCCCGCGACCUCCUCUCGCACGCCUUCGCCGUCGCCAUCUCCGGGGCCGACGGCGCCUCCGCGGAGUGCAGGGUCGAGCUCCGGCCGUGGCAGUUCUGGCGGCGCGCCGGGUCGCGCCGCGUCGAGCUCUGCGGCGGCGCUUCCACGGCCCCGGCGACGGUGCGCGUGCUCUGGGACCUCCGCCGCGCGCGGUUCGGGGCCGGGAUCCCGGAGCCCCGGAGCGGGUACUACGUCGCCCUGGAGGCCGCCGGCGAGGUGGUCCUGGUCCAUGGCGACAUGCGGCGGGACGCGCUCCGGCGCGCGGCGUGCGCGGCCGCGGAGGCCGAGGCCGUCCCCGUGGCGCGGCGGGAGCACGUGUUCGGGCGGCGGCGGUUCGCGGCCAAGGCGCGGUUCCACGACCAGGGCGACGUGCACGACAUCGCCAUCGAGUGCGGCGGCGGCGGUGGCGGCGAGGGCGGGGACGCCGCCGACAUGGAGAUGAGCAUCGCCAUCGACGGCGAGGAGGCGGUGCAGGUGAAGCACCUGCAGUGGAAGUUCCGGGGCAACCAGUCGGUCACCUUCAGCCGGGCCAAGGUGGAGGUCUACUGGGACGUGCACGACUGGCUCUUCAGCGCCGGCACGCGGCCGGCGCUCUUCAUCUUCCGGCCGAUCGUGCUGUCCAGCGCGUCGGCGCCGGCGGCGGUGGCGGCGGGGAUGCUCGACGGGACGGUGGCCACCGCCGCCUUCUGCUUGUACCUCUACGCGUGGAAGCGCGACUGA
This is a messenger RNA of Setaria italica (foxtail millet), 942 nucleotides long. RefSeq lists its product as uncharacterized. The record is from RefSeq and is a predicted model, not a curated record. NCBI's taxonomy places the organism in Eukaryota, Viridiplantae, Streptophyta, Magnoliopsida, Poales, Poaceae. The transcript has a single exon. Bases 1 to 942 code for a protein of 313 amino acids.